Messenger RNA from Phycodurus eques (leafy seadragon), 2888 nucleotides. It is a transcript of the gene cfap20dc, whose product is annotated as CFAP20 domain containing. Lineage: Eukaryota; Metazoa; Chordata; Actinopteri; Syngnathiformes; Syngnathidae. The record is from RefSeq and is a predicted model, not a curated record. The transcript has 17 exons. Bases 110 to 2488 code for a protein of 792 amino acids.
AUGUUAUGAGCUUGUUACUUUACGUCUAGGCCCUAACGUCAAUGUGAAAAUUUCUAGAUAUUAUUUGAUCAGCUAGCUUUCUCUCUGCUCAGGUGCCAGGCGUGGGGAAAUGUUUAAACACAAUUAUCAGGGUGGAGCUGGGGUGGAGGUGUUCAGCGGACAAGGCAAAGAUCCCGUGGCCAAGUGGAAACUUUGUGGAGGCCAGUCUGCCAUACGUAAAGAGUUUGAUAAAGAAGUAAAAGGAUUUGUUUACUGUCUGGAAGGUAGCAGCAAGAGUGUGAAGAUGCAAAUGCCGGAGAAUGGGAAAAUGUCAUUGGGACUUCUGCAAAGAUUCUUGGCCCUUCAAGUGAAUAUUCCUCAAGGCAAAGACUUUUCUAUGGAGCUUGUAAUAACUGAUGUUGGCCACCUGAAACGACGACUCUACUUAUCGACCGUGCAUAAAGAGUUGUCUGCCACACUCUGGCAUGCAAAACUACCUCUGGCAGGGUUGAAACGCAAUAUUUGGACCACGUUGUUUGUCGAUCUUGUGUCCUUCACCGGAGAGUCGUUCAAGGCCGCCGGAUUUUUGUCCCUGGAUGGCAUCACCUUGUUUGCCAGCUGUAAAGUGCGGAGAAUCUUCACUGUGAAAACGGAGCCAACUUUAAUGACAAGUGAUGAUAUGUUUCUCAGUGGGGCCAGUGUUAUGGAUCAGAUCCCACGCAGCUGCCAGUUUCCACCAAACGUUUGCCACGAGUGUCUGGUUCUGAACAUGGCAGUCUUGCAGAAGGCCGAUUUGAGGACAACUCAUGCAAGCGUCGAUUGUGGACCUGACCAGCAUCCUGCUGCCAGAUCAGCCACUUCUCACAGAAGCAAGCUCCAGGCAGCUCCACGCACAGCCUCAGGCUCGAGAGCCGCAGCACCAGCAACACAUGCUGGAAGAAAAGGCGGCCCAGCCACAAAUGGGUUGGAAAAAGGAGAACCCUGUAACGAAAAAACGGCAUACUUAAAUCCGACAUUUCAGCAAUUUAAUGCACUCAUUGGAGAUGCAGAACCAUCACACCAUCAUCAAGAGGGAGCACCCUCUAGCUUGCAGCCACAUCCUCCAAGAGGCAAAGUGCUCAACAAGCAAGCAUCCGAGAGGAGAAUGUUACGCGUCCCAAGAACAACACCAGAGAGGCUUGAAGGGCUGCUGGAGCAUGCUCGUGUUGGCCACAGCAGGAGAAAUGAGACCAGAGAGAAAAUCCCUCCAUCAAGUGGACUGGAGAGCAGACAAGAACCUUUGACCCCAAAAGAAACGACAGAGGUCCUAAAAGCAGACGAAGGCAGUUUGAAUUCGAGUUCCAUAAUUCCGCCACCCACACCAGCAGAGCCUAUCCCUGGCUCGACCCGGCCGGCUUCCUCUCCUGACCUGCAUGUCCGGAGCCGCUGGGAGAGUAAUGAUGAGGAGCCCGAGCUGCGGCGCACUCUGCGGGAGGAGGUGUUCACUUUCGCGUCCCCGCCCCACUCACCCAAAAGAGGCCAAUGCCGGGGUGAGCAGAAGAUGGAGAUGAGAGGCCAUCAGGUUCAAAGCCCAAAUGGGACACGCAGUGAGGCCCAGCCCGAAGAUGAUUUCAAUGGCAGUGAAAGCGAUGAGGAAAUAGGCUACACUGCAUUCUCACAAUUAACAUUCAAUGCAGACUCCACUCCUGACAUUUCCCAAUGCCUUGAUCCAAAUUUGGGCCUUGAAGUCCAGCCUGAGGAUCACAACACUGAGGACACAUCAGUAGAAACUCUUUGUCCAGCUGCCAGUGAUAUGCACCUGCACUUUCCAUCCAGCAAGCCAGCUGGAAAUGAUGGGAUGUCUCCCGGACACCGUCACGCACCCUGUGGUACCAAACAGGAUGAGAGGUGUGGGUCAGGUGGAGCAGGAGGAGGAAACCAGCGUGUGGAUUGGAACAACAGCGUAUCACUGUCGAGGAGCCUUCUUCAAAAAGUCUCACUGGAUGAUCCGCUCAAGGCGGAAGACAACACAAUGGAGCCUGGUGAUUCUGGUGAUGAGCACAUAAACCCAGCCAGCAGUCUACAAUUGCAUCAGGGGGAUGAUGACGAGCUCCAGAUGCUUGCAAGUCUAAAAAGGCAGCAGGAGGAAGACAAAUACAAAGCCUCUGGCCUCAGUGCAUCUCAGAUCCACCAGCGUAAGGUCAGCAUGAGCCUGAGCAGUGAGGACACGUCUACCUGGACGCACAUCUCCAUGCCAGCUAAUCAGGGCCACCACUACCAAAAGGAAAUGAACCCACUCCGGUCUUCAAAUCCUAGGGAGUGGAUGGAUGUGCUCAGCCCCCCAAUUCUUCCUCAUAGCAGGCAGAGAAGGUCAGGCAACACAACUAACCAUCAAGAGGAUCUAAUCCGAGGAGGGGAUGAGUCUGGAAACGAAGAGGAGAUGGAGGAUGAGUAUUUAAAUCUGCUCUAUGAUCCUUGCCUCAACUGCUAUUUCGAUCCAGAGACGGGGAAGUACUAUGAACUAGCUUGACUCAAAGCUUGUGAGAUUCUAAGUCAAUAAAUCAGAGGACAUUGACAGUGGAUGAAUGGCUGCAGAUUUUUGUUAUUGAUCACCAAUGAAUACCCUGCUGCCAAGGAGCUUUUCAUCUUACCGCUUUUUGUUUUUGUAAUGCUAACUAAUGACGUCACCCGUGGUCUUGUUAGCAUGUAAAGAGAGCAAAACUCAAAAAAGGUUGUUGCUUUUUUUGUGUGUGGCACCCGCUCAUUUUAUUAGCACAUCUGCUGGUAAAAUCCCUUUUCGGGAAACUUUGGCUAGCAGAUAAAUGGUAAGAUAGCUGAAAGAACAUCCUGCAACAUUUUGUUUUUAAAUUCAAAUUCUGAUUUGGAUUCAUAUAAUGAUUGUGCUCCUGUUAUUCAUCAUUUGUGUAAAA